Ciona intestinalis (vase tunicate) is the source of this 1663-nucleotide messenger RNA. NCBI's taxonomy places the organism in Eukaryota, Metazoa, Chordata, Ascidiacea, Phlebobranchia, Cionidae. The record is from RefSeq and is a predicted model, not a curated record.
AAGUGUUGCAGAAACUGGCCUUGUCAUUACAAGAAACGAAAUUAGAAAAAUGCUGUUUCAUUUAAUGAGUGGCGUUAGCGUUUGCUUAUCGGUUGUAUUUUUCACUGGCUUCCUUGCUUUGUGUUGCUGGUACAAGCGGCCGAAGAACUUUCCACCAGGACCAAGAGGUGUUCCUUUUCUGGGAGUCAUACCAUUUCUUGGCAAUUAUCCAGCACGUGUAAUGCAAAAAUGGAGCAGAAAGUAUGGUCCUGUGAUGUCUGUACGUAUGGGGAGCCGGGACUUGGUGGUGCUUAAUAAUCAUGAAAAUAUACAGAAGGCAUUAGUGAUGCAAGGUCAAAUUUUCUCUGGAAGGCCAAACAUGCCGGCAUUAACCCAGGUAACAGAUGGACUUGGUUUGGCUACCAUAGACUAUACUGAUCAUUGGAAAACUCAACGUCGGUUCGGGCAAACUACUCUGAGAGGGUUUGGUGUUGGCAAGCGAAGCAUGGAAGAUCGCAUUGUGGAAGAAGUCGAAUACUUGAACAAUGCUAUUCGUUCACAUAACGGAAAACCAUUCGACAUACUGGGCAUUCUAGGAAAUGCUGUUUCCAACAAUACUUGUAGCGUUGUUAUGGGAAGAAGAUUUGACUACGAUAAUGAAAGAUUCAAAAAGAUAAUAGCAACACUUUCAGGGCUGUUUACUAACCCGAAAUCGAACUCUACAAUUAUUCUUGUUUUGUUCAUGCCAUUUUUGAUGAAGAUUCCCCCAUUUUCUUGGAUCAACAACAAACGAGUGGAUGGCAUUAAUGAGAUUAAACGGCUACUGAGAGAAAUUGUUCAUGAACACGAGUUGAGAUUUGAUAAAGAUGACGUUCGAGACUUUAUGGAUGCUUUUAUUGCUGAGCAAAAAAAGAAUGACAAGCAUUCGUCAUUCACGGUAAGCAUAAAAAUUACACGUUGUAAAGAUCUACAACUGUUGCAAUAUGUUCGGGACUUGUUUGUUGCUGGGACAGAAACGACAACCAGUACACUAAGGUGGUCAAUCCUGUGUUUGAUUCAUAAUCCGGAGAAGCAAGAAAAACUACGAAAAGAAAUCUAUAAAGUUACGGGCCAGGAUAGGGUACCGGCGAUGAGUGACAAAGCUCAGAUGCCUUACACUUGCGCGUUCAUGCAGGAAGUUUUUAGAUACCGCACUCUGGUUCCCUUAAGCUUAUUUCAUGCAACAAAUGAUGAUGUAAGCUUGAAUGGAUACCGUAUCCCGAAAGGAACAACAGUAUUACCUAACCUAUGGGCGGUACACAACGAUCCUGAUGUGUGGGACGAACCAAGCAAGUUUAAACCUGAGCGCCAUCUCGAUGAGAAGGGAAACUUUGUUCAGUCUAAACACGUGAUACCUUUCUCGGUGGGUCCACGUCAGUGCUUGGGAGAACAACUAGCUCGAAUGGAAAUCUUCAUCUUCCUGGUUUCAAUGGUUCAGAAGUUUGAGUUUCUUCCGGAUCCGAACGAACCGAACCUUCCAGAAAUUGAAAAUGGGUCGUGUGGUACUGUGUUUGUUCCUUUCCGGUUUAAGCAAAUUGCAAAGAUGAAGUAAUUUAAUAAUUUAACCAAAAAAUGUUUAUAAGUGUUAAUUGUGUCUAAUUUUUGCAUACAUAUGUAAAUAAAUUAAUUGUAUAUAAUACAAUAA